Messenger RNA from Serpula lacrymans var. lacrymans S7.9, 222 nucleotides. RefSeq lists its product as uncharacterized. The record is from RefSeq and is a predicted model, not a curated record. The annotation marks the transcript as partial. The transcript has a single exon. NCBI's taxonomy places the organism in Eukaryota, Fungi, Basidiomycota, Agaricomycetes, Boletales, Serpulaceae.
GAAAGGAAACAGAACAAGGCAGAACGCGCGGAUCGUGCCGUUCCAUCUGCCCCACAAUCGAAAUCAGGCGGAUCACCCGAUCCUAACGUGAGCCCUGCACCAACUGGGGAACCAACCCCACAACGCACGAGAAAGGAUGAUGGGAGGGUGUACACGAAGGCCGCGAAGUAUGUAGACAAUUACGAUUCGCAUAAGCCGAAGAAUCCGGAGGAUAAGAAGUAA